AACUGUCCCUUUCUGACCAAUUUGUUCAACAAAAUUGUCAACAAAAUGUGAAUUUAUUUUAUCUUGUUUAAUUAGAAUUUAUGUCUUCUUUUUGUUGAAUUUUCUUAUACAUUAAUUAAAUUUUGUUUAUGGCGGAGAGUGUACAUGCACGAUAUGAACAACAAUAAUCCAAAUAAGUAUUACAAUUAUGACACUAAUCUACGAUACAUGCAAAACAACUCACAUCGAUCCCAUCAUCCACCUAGUAUGUUUGAUAAUCCGCGGAAUGAUUACUAUAAUGGGCCUCCGAGUUAUAUGAAUCCAAAUAUGAUGAACAAUAACAUGAUUCCCAAUCCCAAUAGUGGUUAUAAUCAUUUCUCUAGUUCUUAUCCUGCAUCAGGUAAUGGAUCUUUUUAUAGGAGUUUUAGGCAAAAUUGGCAACCUCAAGUUAUGCCACAACAACAUCGACCAAUGCCCCCGCCACAAGCCACCCAACCACAACAGACCCAGCAAACUCCAGUAUCACAAGGACAGCAGUCAUCUCAAUCUACUAGUAGCCAAAAUCGUGGCUUUUCAAGUACAAGUUCAAGGAAUAAUCGAGCCGCAGAUGAAAGUCAGCUAGCAAAGCUGAAACAGAACCUAGCUAUAACCCAAAAAGAGCUUACUCGAGUUACAGCAGAGAAAAUGAAACUUGAGGUAGAAGAACAAAGAUUGCAAAAGAUUGUUGAAAAAACCAAGUCAGAUAUCGAAAAAUUAGAUACUCGACUUAGAGAUCCCAGGGUCAAGAGUCGCCCUGAAACAAUUUCAGUCUCAUCUUCAUCUUCAUCCAUUGAAAAUUUAAAUUGCGGUCCUCCAUCAACUCCUCCAUCCCUGGAUAGAUCGUGUACAUCUACUUUCACUACGACCACGGUUCCGUCAAUGACUUCUUUGUCUUCUACACCUGUUAGCAAUUUAAUAACAAAUUCAGUGCCAAGCCAUACUGUUUCAAAUAUUCCAACCCCUAGUGAUUUAUCAUUUACUCUUCUAUCUACAAAUAAUUCAAGAUCAUCUCAUACUAUAACUUCUGGCUCUUCAAUUAGUAACAAUUCUAAUUCUUUAUUAGUCCAACCUGCACCUUCAAUACCUGUACCUGUCACAAAUCAGUCGAAUAGUUCAGUCAACGGAUCCUUACAGAACACAUUCUCUAGCAACAACUCUGGAUCUUUGCUUGCAUUCCCUAGAAACAUGAACAAAAAUGUUGUAUCAAGGGGAAAACAGUUGAACAAUCUAAUUGAAUUCAAACAACUGCCCAUAAUUUUCGAGGUUUUCGGUGAUGACCUUUUGAAGCCAGAAAUUUACCCUGCAAAUCAAACUAAGGUUAAAGCAUCUUUUUCGAUAACACCAAAGCAAAUGGAGCUAUUGCAACGUAGUCCUCAACAUAGAGUCUUAUUAAGAAUUUGUUAUUUUAAAAACAAGAAUACCGCUCAAAGUGACCGAGUAUCACGUAAAUUAGCCAUAAGGAUUAAUUCUAGGCCUUUCUCUUUAGGGAAACAAACCUCCGGUUCUAUUAAGGCACCUUUAGACAUAACAACGUUUAUUGACACUAGGAAUGAAAUUGAAUUAUGUUGGCCUGAAAAUGAACCUGGUCGUGAAUAUGGACUUUGUGUGUCUAUAAACCAAAGAUUAUCUCUUGAAAACUCAUUAAAGAAACUUCAAGAGACAGAUUAUCAAAGGCCUAGUUCAGAUGCAUUAAAAAUGAUUUCCAAAAAUUUCGCUACCAGUGGUGAUAUCUGCUCAGAAGAAAUCAUGGUUCCUCUGUGUUGUCCAAUUACAAAAAAACGAUUAGAAAUUCCGGCAAUCGGUCUCAAAUGUGAGCAUCUUUUGUGUUUUGAUGCAAAAUCAUUCCUAGAUAUUAACCAAAAGCGAUUGGAAUGGCAUUGUCCGUCUUGUAAAAAAGCUAUAGGGUACAAUGACAUUCGAUUAGAUUGUCUAAUUACUGAAAUUUUGAGUAAAACUCCAAGCGAUUGUUUAAAAGUCUCAUUCGAUCGACAUGGUACAUGGCAUCCUGUGAUAGAAAAUAAAGAAAAAGAAUCUACACCAACUUUGAUCGAUGUUAAUAAGAUAGAUAUUAUUACCCUCGACGAUAGUGAUGAAGAAAAUAUGAAAGGUUAUGAUGAUCCACCAGAGGAAACUCCUACAAAUGAAGAGAAUGAGGCAGAGGGCGAUGAUCAAGAAGAUGAAGAAGAAGAUGAUGAAACUGAUCAAGAUACAGAAGAAGAUGAAGAAGUGGAUGACGAUGAUGAUAGUGAUAAUGAAGAUGAAGAUGAUGAUGAAGAUGAAGAGGAAGAAGAAGAAGGUGAAAUCACCGAUAAAGAUGGAUCUAAUCAUGGUCGUUGUGAGAGAAGUCGUCGUUAUGAAGAUGAUCCCGACUUCGUAUACCCUGGAAAUGAUACACCAAGUCCAACUGAGACUCCUCUCUCUAACGGUACAAGUCAUUUAAAUGAUUCUGCGUUAGAUGAGGAGAUUAGGCCACCUUCAAGUAGCCGUGAAAGAAAAAAGAAACAGUUAUUCGAAAUAUUUGGUAGUGACGCUGAUUCUAGAGAAAAUUCGCCUGAUUCUUCAGUCCGAUCCCCGAUCAAUAAAAACAAAAAGAGGCGAAGAGAAAGAUCUGAAAGAAGAUCAUCAAGAAAAGGUCGUCGACAUGAAUAAUGUGAUUCGUCUUUACUCUCAUAUCAGAGAUAUUCCUGUUGCAAAUUACACCUUGUAAGUUGUAUUUUGACUGUUAGAUGUUCCUUUCGGGCCAAUUCCAUCAUAAUCAUAGCCGUCAUAAAAAUCAUCUUCAUAAAUAUCAAAAUCUUACUUUACAUUCAUGAUGCAGCUAGAUUUCAUUUUCAUACAAGAGAAUCAUUUCCAUCGUGUAAAAGUCACUGAACAUAUUUAAGGGUACUCAUUAGAAAUUAAGAAAUCAGUGCCUUUGUUAUUUAUCAAAUUGAGCCUAGUUUGACUCCAUUAUAUUUUAUGCAUCUUCAUCUCACUUUUUUCUAUUCAACCUACUAGGACCAAAAAUAUUCUGGGCAAUCUUGUUCAUUUCAUUUGUUUUCAGUUUUUUUCCAUCUUUUUUUUCAAGCUUGUAAACAACUGUUGCCCUGAUGGCGUUAAAAAGUAUGGAUUCCACAAACCAAAUCAUAAAUAAUAAUUCAUUUAAUGUAAUUAAUAAUGUUAAAAAUGAACUUUCACAGAGAGAAUAAAGAAAAUGCACAAUUUGA
This is a messenger RNA of Tetranychus urticae (two-spotted spider mite), 3224 nucleotides long. RefSeq lists its product as uncharacterized. Gene Ontology annotation, biological process: protein sumoylation. Gene Ontology annotation, molecular function: SUMO ligase activity; zinc ion binding. NCBI's taxonomy places the organism in Eukaryota, Metazoa, Arthropoda, Arachnida, Trombidiformes, Tetranychidae. Gene Ontology annotation, cellular component: chromatin. The record is from RefSeq and is a predicted model, not a curated record.